This is a messenger RNA of Penicillium diatomitis, 1035 nucleotides long. RefSeq names its product elongation of very long chain fatty acids protein. The record is from RefSeq and is a predicted model, not a curated record. Bases 1 to 1035 code for a protein of 344 amino acids. Gene Ontology annotation, molecular function: fatty acid elongase activity. Lineage: Eukaryota; Fungi; Ascomycota; Eurotiomycetes; Eurotiales; Aspergillaceae. Gene Ontology annotation, cellular component: endoplasmic reticulum membrane. Gene Ontology annotation, biological process: very long-chain fatty acid biosynthetic process; fatty acid elongation, saturated fatty acid; fatty acid elongation, polyunsaturated fatty acid. The transcript has 3 exons.
AUGGCCGACCUCCUUCAGAAAGUGCCAAUGCCGACCCUGGACCGGCCUUUUGGCGUCCACCUCUGGCCUAUCUUCGACAAGGCGUACGAGCAGGUCAUGGGAUACCCUGCCAGCCAUUUCCAGUUCAUUGAGGGUGUGACUCCCAUGUCCACCUUCAAGGAGACCGCGACCAUGCUGGUUGUGUACUACAUUGUCAUCUUUGGUGGUCGCGAGGUCAUGAAGAACUUCUCGGCUCUGAAGCUCAACACCCUGUUCAUGAUCCACAACUUCUUGCUCACUGCUAUCAGUGCAAUUCUCCUCGCGCUGUUUGUGGAGCAGCUUCUGCCCACACUCGUUCGCAACGGUGUCUUCUACACUAUCUGCGACCACCGUGGUGGAUGGACCCAGCCUCUGAUCAUUCUUUACUACCUGAACUACAUCAACAAAUACGUGGAGCUUCUGGACACUGUCUUCCUUGUCCUCAAGAAGAAGCCUCUCACUUUCCUCCACACCUACCACCAUGGCGCUACUGCUCUGCUCUGCUACACUCAGCUGAUUGGUCUCACUGCCGUUCAAUGGGUGCCUAUUACCAUCAACUUGCUGGUUCACGUGGUCAUGUACUGGUAUUACUUCCAGAGCGCCCGUGGUAUUCGCAUUUGGUGGAAGAAGUACAUUACCAUGCUGCAAAUUGUUCAAUUCGUCAUUGAUCUUGGCUUCAUCUACUUCGCCUCCUACACCUACUUUGCCUCGACUUACUUCCCCUGGGCUCCCAAUAUGGGUCAGUGCGCCGGCGAGGAGUUCGCUGCCUUCGCUGGUAUUGGUAUCAUUACUUCCUACCUGCUGCUCUUCAUCUCCUUCUACAUCGCAACCUACAACAAGGCUGCCAAGGUUGGUCGUCCUCGCAGCAACACUGGCAAGAAGUCUCUGAUCGACAUGAGAAACUUCGAGAUCCCUUCGCCUGCUGGUACCCCUUCUGCCACUGCCAAGGACUCCAAUGGCUCCGCCACCUCGACUGGUCGCUCCAACGGCCCCGUCACCCGUUCGCGCAAGGCUUAA